Messenger RNA from Vespula vulgaris, 1125 nucleotides. It is a transcript of the gene Mic26-27, whose product is annotated as MICOS complex subunit MIC27. The coding region runs from base 252 to 1052 and encodes 266 amino acids. The transcript is spliced from 6 exons. The record is from RefSeq and is a predicted model, not a curated record. Gene Ontology annotation, cellular component: MICOS complex. Gene Ontology annotation, biological process: cristae formation. NCBI's taxonomy places the organism in Eukaryota, Metazoa, Arthropoda, Insecta, Hymenoptera, Vespidae.
CUCGCAAAGUCACUUCAUACUGUAUUAUGAGGAGUGUCACUUACUCUGUUUUCUAAAGUUUUCCAAAAAUUUCUCGAUCGGUAUAUCAUUCACCUUCUUUACCGAAUUUCGUAUCUGACGGUUACGUAUACGACGCGUAUCUACUAUUUAACGAUUUCUAGUUCUCUUAUAGCAGUUAAACGGCAUUAUUGUAUUUAAUAUAAUAGGUAAACCUUCGCGUCAUUGUUUAUACACGAAGUCAUUAUUUUAUAAUGAACAGAUUAAAGUUUUUGAAAAAGUUCUUAAUGCCAUGUGGACUUUGCGCAGCAGUGCCAGUACUUCGAUCUCAAUCUCCUCAAGAUCCACCUGAUCCUUGCAGCAAUAAGAAAGAAAGCAAGAUGAUUCGUCCUUCAGAACUUCCUAUUUAUCCGUUAGAAGAUGUUUACUCUAAAGAUAUUCCAUGUUCAAACGUUUAUCCAUCUUCUGCUUUGGAGCAACAAUUUGGGACGAUUAGAAGAUCUCUGCAAGGUGUCAUGUUACAAUGGCAAAUCAUAUCAGAUACCGUUACAUCGAAGAUAAAUACUGGAUUGGAUCAUAGUCAAUAUUUAGUGGAGUAUCUACAAGAAGAAGAUAAUACUAUGCCACGAUUUGGUGCUAUUGGAAUUGGUGGACUGACAGGUAUAAUAUUUGGACUUCGAGGAGGCUUCUUAAAAAAAUUGAUGUAUACCAGUACAGGUGCUCUUACCAUUGGAGCCAUUUGUUAUCCCAAGAAAGCUCAGGAAAGUUUAGAAUAUGCUAAACAUUAUGCUAAUGUUAGUUAUAACUUUAUUUAUGGCGUGAAACCAGGAGAUGAUGAGCGAGUAUUACCAGAUAUUAAAUUGUCAGAUUUAUCGACAUUUAAAAUGCCUAAUACUUUUUCGGAAUUCGUAGAAUUGAGCACUGAUACGGGGCGGGCUAUUGUUAGUUUAGUUGGUUCUUUAAGCGAGAGGACAUGGGAAUUUGUAACUGAUAAGAAAGAGGUGACGAAAUCUGCGCUUAAGACAGACUCUGACAAUAAUGAAAAAAUUGAUUGAAGAGACAACUACGUCGGAUUUUCUAAAUCGUAAUUGUUUGUAAAAAUAUAUGGUAACAAAUAUUAGAAAAAUA